AUGGAUAUUAUUCGAAGGACUACAGUCGACCUUUGUCAUGUUCUUAAGCGACUAAAUCUUUUCAAUACAUAUUCAACAAAUGCAAAACAGAUCCAACAUGAGAUUCUCACUACUCGUAUCUAUCUUAUUCUACUCCCAACGGUUCUCACCAUUUUUAUCGUUUAUUCAGCACAAACGAAGUUGUAUUACACUGUUCAAGUGAGUAACCCAACUCUCAAUACUUAUCGACAGUUACUUGAUCUUUAUCCUGAUACUCUUUCCUGUCCUUGUUCACAACUUUCCUUAUCGUAUUCAACUUUUGUCACUUUAACACAUCACCUUCAUCCAGUAUGUUCGAGUGACUUUAUAACUGAGCCGUGGUUUUCUUAUCUUUACUAUGACAACGCGAGUUCGUACAAGCCAAUUGAUAUUCGAUCGGUUGGAAAUGCGCAGUUUCAACUUUUACGUACCCUUUGUGAAUUUUCAGAGCACAUCAUUGAAGAUGCCUUCAAAACAACAUUUGUUGCAUCAGUUUUUACUAAUAACGACGGGCUGUUGUUGAAAUUAGACGUCCUUCGCGUUCAAGUCGACGCAUUUGCGAGUAGCUUUAUUGGCGGCAUUAUUAGUGAACAACGACGUCAACUAGCUUUGUUCACCAUAGCUUUCGAUCGCAACUUCCUUGUUUCUGCAUUAGAAACAUCUGCUAUACCUAUCAUUGGUUCCAAAUUUAAACUACAAAUGAAAAUACCUCAAUACAUGUCAACUUUUGUCGGCACGAUAGUUCAAACUCGAACUGUAUGCCAAUGCGACUCAGCAUAUACAUGUGUAUCACCACUUGGCAUUGCUGAUAAUUCGAUCAGUGAGUCGGUGCCUUCGCAAUCGGUUACUUUAGUUACGCAAUCAAACAGUUUUUUAGCGACUGUGAAUGGAUUUCAAUCUGGUUGUUUACCUCUCAAUUCAUUGCUUCUGUCAACACUUGAAUGUUAUAAUAAUCAAAGUUGUUUAAGCAAUUUUAUGGAUUAUUUACCGGGCACUAACGUUUCGUUUCAUAUUCUCGAUAGAAGUAUGUUAAAUCAAUCCACUCCGACGACGCUUAUCAAUACAAUAGCUGAUCAACUCAUGGUGGAGCAAUGGUCGACGAAAAUGAAUUAUUCUCGAUAUUUCGAAGAAUGCCAUCCGAUAUUGUGUUCUUAUAUCUACAUGGAAAGGUUUAGUAUUACCUACGUUUUUACAACAGUUGUAGGUCUUCUCGGAGGAAUCAUCAGCAUUCUUCGGCUUCUUUGCCCAUGGUUAACCCGUAUUUUGUAUAAGACACAAAGUUUUGUUCUUUCCAAGAACAAAACUUGUCCUACUGGUCCUCUGCCAACAGGUAAAAUAAUAGUAAUGAAUCCUUCAAAACUACGUCAGCCAUUAAAAGCACGAAUCCAUGAACUAUUUACAAAAACGUACAAUGAAGUAUAUACGUUGAAUCUUUUCACACGUCGAAACAGUUCUGCUUUUGACAUUCGAGAACAAAUAAUCAGCACACGAUUCUAUAUUGCUUGUUUAAUCAUGUUUACCUUAGUUCUCAUGUCCGUGACUACACUUGAACAGCGAAUGACAACAAAUACUGUCUCGAAGCCAACUAUAACCGAAUUCGAGAAUCUCUAUCAAAGCGGAAAAUUGACUCAUUCAUGCUCAUGCUCUCGAAUCGCUAUUCCACGCUCAGAAUUUAUCUCUCUUACACAAACUUUCCAUCAAGUGUGUUUUAGUCAACUACUUACACCCGAUUGGCUAGAUCGUUUAAUUUAUACAACAAAUACUCGAUCGGCGUAUUAUUACUUAGACAUUCGUUCGUAUGGGCUGGAUAUGUUCCGAACAAUUCUCUCAUUUUGCUCAUUAGUCAAUGAAACCAUCCUUGAUGCAUCCGAGGAAUUUCUUACUACUGAUUGGAUUAGCACUCAAGUAUUGUCUCGUCAACAAUUUUAUGAACAAGUCGAAACAGUGAUUGCUGAUUUUGAACUUAAAGUGAAGAAUACGUUUAAACAAUCAUUUAUCAUCGUACGUGAAAUCCACCAAGCUGAUCAAGUCCUUAGUAGUCGAGUUUCGAAUUUCUUCUUCAAUGGAAUCUUCGAUAAUAGCAGUCAUCUAGUCGAUGUGCAAACUUAUACCGGAACGUUGUCAUCGGUUACUGACGUGUUGCCAACAUGUUCCUGUGUAUUCAAUACAUGUAAUCAACAAUUAGGUUUCUAUCAGACGAAGCGUGGUGGGCAGACAUAUGCAUUGAUUGUCAAUGUUCCCGGCAUGUUUAGUGCGUGUUAUCCAGUAGAUGGUGUUCGAAUGUCGACGUUCGAAUGUUGGUUUAAUGAAACUUGUAUUGCAUUAGUUUUAUCGAAUCUUGCGCCGUUUCCCGUGAAAGAAUAUUUUGAUCCACUACAAACUAGCAAGUUGAUUCGCUUUUCUCCAAACACGAGAAUCGGUGACAUUAUUGAUGAUCUCAUGGUUGAAUCGUGGACUAAUAUUACCAGUUACGAAAACUAUUACAACAGUUGUAAACCGUUGAUAUGUUCGUACACAACUUAUCAUCGAUUUAAUUGGUUUUAUACUAUUACAAUAUUGGCAUCUGUUUUUGGAGGCUUAUCUUUGUCUCUUCGAAUAAUCUGUCAAUUUACAAUAAAACUUUAUUUCAAAUGGCGACAAAGACGAACGACAGCAAUGCCAGGUCAACUAGCAACAGUGAAUGUUAAUCUUAUGUCCAGAGUUAUUACUCAAGUGCGAUAUACCUUAUCGACAAUGAAUCUGUUCAAUUCAGACUCACCGCAUGCACACAUUCAACGACGUGAGCAACUUUCUACACACCUCUUUAUUAUUCUAUUUGUGACUACUUGUUUCCUUCUGUUCAUUUACAUGUUAUUUGUAACUCAUACUCGUGCAGUAACUGAGAACAAUCCAUCAUCGGCCCGCGUUGCCUAUUUGAAUGAUAAAUAUUCAAUGACAUUGUCUUGUCCUUGCAUGCAAACAUCGAUACCAUAUUCUAACUUUCUCUCACUAGAAGUUUCCAGUUAUCAUUCGAUUUGUUCAAGUUCGCUAUUGUCACAAGAGUAUCUUCAAGCUUUGUCGGGUGGUGAAAUGAUUAUUUUACCUGAAUCUAAAUCUUUUAAAAGACAAUUUCUUGCUGCCCAGUUGUCUCUACUCAGUAGACUUUGUCUAAUGGUCAAACAAACAGUCAAUACUUCAAUUACACACUUCCUACAGCAACGAUUCAUUGCUGCACAAGUCUUAACAGCAAAUCAGUUUUACGAACAGAUUAACAUAACUUUCAAUCGAUUCUAUCUCGAUAUAUCACUUGCUCUUCGCCAUUCUAUCGAUUUCUUGCAAUCGGUAACACAUGGUAAUGCAAUUAUGUCAAGUUACGUUAGUAAUUGGCGAUUUCAACCAAAUUCAGCAACAAAUUCCUCCACGAUUCUCACAAGACCAGUCUCAUAUGCAAACUGUUCAUGCGCAAGUUCAACGCAAUGCUCAUUGCCAUUGAGCAUUGAUAACGUAACUUUUCCUGGCUUAGCCAUCGGAUGUUUACCAUCCACUGUUCUACUUCAAACAACUCUGCAGUGCUUUUACAACCAAACAUGUCUCGAUGCACUGCAUAGUACAAUUUUUAAAAAUGUGACGAUUCCAUCGUUACCGAGCAGUCUUAAUAAAUCAAAAUACUAUUCAUUCAAUGCAUCCGUGGGAGGACUUCUCAAUGAACUGUUUAUCGAAAGUUGGUCUCAUCAGAAUGAUUUCGAAGCAUUCUUUCAAACGUGUCAAGUCUUAGCGUGUACUUAUACUUACAAUGUCCAACCAGAUGUUCUUUACAUAGUAACAACAAUGAUUGGCAUCAUCGGAGGGUUAACCGCCAUAUUUCGGCUCGUGUGCCCUUUUUUAAUACUCAUAUUUCUGUAUUUAAUCAAUCGAAUUCGAAAGAAACCAUCAACAUUGACCGAAAUAAUCAUGCCUUCAAUUGUACCAAUAAAUGUCGUUAGACGUAUUUCAUCACCUCAAGAUACAGUGAUCAGCGACGAACAAACGACGCUCGAUUCAACAGAUCCUUGGUGGAGAAAUGAUCGUCGCCUUAAAACAAUGAUUGCAGUCGUUAUAUUCAUUGUAAUCAUUCUAACUGUACUUCCAAUCAUGUUAAAAAGAUUACUAUCAAGCUCUUCUACAACCAAUAGUCCGUAUUCAUCAACAAUCGUGUCUACUCCAGAAUCAAAAGUCAGUACUAUGAAAGUUCCACUCAUGUCGUUGUGCUCUGCAAACGCCACAUGGAAUAAUAAGGCCGUUACGGUGGCUGGUUUUACUAACGGAACAUACUCAGAGUCACUCACUACUCUUUACUCUCCGUAUGAUUUAUUUAUUGAUAGCAUUGGCAAUAUGCAUAUUUUAGACAGUUUGAAUUAUCGAAUCUUAUAUUGGCCUAACAACUCAACUGAAGGUCGUAUAGUAGCUGGCACCGGUGAGCCUGGUUCGGAUGCCGAUCAAUUGUUCUACGCCGUAUCGUUUGCAGUGGGACAAGGUCAAAUGUAUGUAUCGGAUACAGCCAACCAACGAGUGCAGGCAUUUCCGUUCACAACAUCAUCAGGCUCGCCUAAUGCUACGACAAUAUUAGGACAGAAUUUUGUCGGCAAUGAGCGUAGUAUGCCCAUUAUAGUGUUAGGUAUGGCCUUCGCUUAUAAGUCUGGAUUCUUAUACUUGAAUGACUACUUAAACCACCGUUUAUUAAUCUUAAAUAUAAGUGACGACAAUGUUCAAAUUGUCGUUGACUCUGAACUGUCCAUAAUGAAUAGUUCGAUUUCGUUGCACCCAACCGGCAUUGUAAUUGAUGAAAUAGCAAACAUAUUUUAUGUGUCCGACGCCAUUUCAAAUAUUGUAGUAAAAUUUCAAAUCAACUCGACAAUAGGUAACGUCGUCGCAGGUCGCUUAAUCAGCAGCUCAAUUUAUAAUCAGCUCAAUCAACCUGUAGGCAUGGCAAUUGAUUCAUCAGGAUAUUUAUACAUUGCUGACUCGGGAUAUAAUCGAGUUGUACAACUAAUCAAUGGCAAUGGAGAUUUACGUACGAUUGCAGGCGUGGGUUUCAUCGGUGCCACUGUAACACGUCUGUUUGGUCCAACUAUGAUAAAAUUCGAUCAAUACUAUAAUUUGUAUGUUGCUGAUAGCAAUAACAAUAGAAUACAACGGUUCGAUUUACUUGACAAUGGCUGUUAG
Molecule: messenger RNA, 5199 nt
Organism: Adineta ricciae
Lineage: Eukaryota; Metazoa; Rotifera; Eurotatoria; Adinetida; Adinetidae
Source: the annotation of a GenBank genome assembly